Molecule: messenger RNA, 3122 nt
Organism: Patella vulgata (common limpet)
Lineage: Eukaryota; Metazoa; Mollusca; Gastropoda; Patellidae
Product: calcium and integrin-binding protein 1
Exons: 7
Coding region: 113-667 (184 amino acids)
Molecular function (GO): calcium ion binding
Source: RefSeq, a predicted model, not a curated record
UUCUGUUUUUGGUGACGUAGCACGCACUUUGUGUUUGACAUAACAACAUCGACCGGAGUAUCAGGAAAUAAUACAAAUUUUGUCCAAUAAUUGUAACUAUAUUUGAAUUAAAAUGGGAGGUUCACAUAGUGCCUUUACAGAGCAAGAACUUGAUGAUUAUCAGACCCUGACAUAUCUUACAAAGAAAGAAAUUCUUCAUGUUUAUAAAAGAUUCUACACCUUAGAUCCAGAAAAAGUUAAUUUAGAUAAGAAUGUUAAACUAGCAAUGGAUGAUAUUCAGAAAUUACCUGAACUUAAGGUGAAUCCAUUCAAAGAUAGAAUUUGUAAAGUUUUUUCAUCAAGUGGAGAUGGUGAGAUGACAUUUGAGGACUUUCUAGAUAUGAUGUCAGUUUUCAGUGAUCAAGCUCCUAAAAAUGUCAAAGUAGAAUAUGCUUUUAGAAUCUAUGAUUUUGACGAAGAUGAUAUGAUAUCUGGUAGUGAUUUAAAGCAAGUUGUAGACAGAUUAACCGGGGAACAAAAUUUAUCUGAAGAAGAUAUGCAGCAACUGAUUGAUAAUAUUUUUAUGGAAGCUGAUCUAGAUGAUGAUGAAUUUUUAUCAUUUGCUGAGUUCGAACAUGUUAUAUCUAAAGCUCCUGAUUUUAUUAAUUCAUUCCGCAUUCGGCUGUAAUAAGGAAGUUGACAUGAUCAGACCCAACAUUCAGUGGUUGUGGGACCAUAAAGUAUUACAGUAAUUAUGCAGAAUAAAGAAACCAAACUUUAUAUUACUAUUCCCAGACAGAUUUGUGUUUAAAAUAUUAGAAAUAUGAUCUUGUUUCAGUAUUUUACGUGGAGAACAUCUUUGUCAAUAAUAACCCAUAUUCAAAAGGAACAUAAAGAAAUAGUUUUCACUGUGAACAGGUCAUAUUUAAUUUAGGAUUAUUUUCAUGCUGGCAUUAAAUAUUGUUAAAUCAGUGUAUUGGGACUGAUUCUAUUUUGUUUUUGUUAUUAAUAUCUAUUGUAAAUGGGACACAGUUUGGUACAAAAUAACUCUAAUUGCAAUGUAAAUUUGCUACAACAUAAUACAAGAAUUUAAACUCUGUUCUUCCACUAUUGUAACUUCAGCCAUUAUGUGAGAUUCUUUAUUUCUUGUGCGAAUCUUAACAAACUAUAAAAACAGAAUUUCAUUUUAUUUCACAUACAUCAAUAUAUAUAUUGUUGUCACCCAUGUGUCUUAUCCUUUAUGUGUGAUUCAAUCAUUUUUACUUAUUUGGGAAUCAAAGAUCAUUGUUUGGCAAUUUGCAUUACAUGUAUGUUUUGAAAAUAUAAUUUUUUAUCAAUCAAUCAGGAUGCAUACACUUGCAGAUGACCUUUCUUUAAUAAAAACCAAACUAUGGAAAUUAUUGGGUAAAAUAACAAAAUACCAUGUAAGCUACAUUAAUUUCAUGACAAUAAUUAAAUUUGUGGGUGGAUUGAAAGCCUUGACAACUACAGUUGAUUUAUCAGUACCAUCAGGGGUAUAUAUUCAUUCUUUUGCAUGGAUAGUUCUCGAGGAAAACCAGGUUACCUGGUGUAUAAAUUCGGAAAUCAGUUAGGAUGAAAAUGUACAAAUGGUCUUUAUUUUCUUCCUACCUACACCUGCUUAUUGUUUGUACCUUUUCUUCCUGAACCCCUUUUCUAAGAAAUAAGGUAUAGAUAGAAAAUAUACAAAAAAUAUACAUAUACCAACUCAGAAGUAAGUUUAAAAUAAAAAGGUACAGCUAAAGUAAACAUCCAGGACAAAAAUGUUAAUUUUAGAAUAAAAUAUAGGCCUACCCCUGCUAUUAUUUUAUGUUGUAAUAAAUUCUUGUUCAAGAGUAUUAUAUUAUGUUUUUAUCAUUUAACAAAAUUAGAAAUAUAAUCAAUAUUAUAAAACUAAUAUAUUUUAAUUGAUAUGUAUAAAAGGUGUAAAUAUAAAUAUAUAAUUCUUUCUGGCUUCCCAAAAUUUCCAAAAAAUCAUUAUUUUAUCUAAGAAAACAGCAAUGUUAUUGUAAAUACUGACAUUUUAUGAUUUUAUUAUAAUUAAAUAUUAUUUUCAUCUGUUAUACAUGUAUUUUUAAUAUUUAUUUUAAACUUGUGAUAAUUUUAGAUCUAAAUAUGCAUUUAAAAUCAAUACCACUAUGUGUUAACGGUAUAAUAUACCAGGUAAAAAAUGUUGAUUACUGGACAUUACGUAAAGUAAAUAUAAAAACACCAAGUGUGUUAGGUAUUUUAUCAUUUUUAUAAUGCUGGUUUAAGAGGAUAAAGCUAUAAAGGUUCCAUGUAUAUUACCCCAGUAUAUAAAACUAAGUUUUACUUAAUAUGAAUCUUAACUGUGCUUCAAAAUAUUUUAUACAUAAAAAAAAACCUGCUGCAUAUUGCUAAAUAUGACAAAUAAAAAUAGAAUAUUUAAAAACCUUAUGUGGAUUCAGUAUAAAUGUAUGUAUUCCCAUUCAUAACCUUUCUAUUUGAUAAAAUUAUAUACCUUUCAUUUCAACCUUUUCCGGUUGUUCUGUUGUAUUUUCUCUACAACAAACCUUUAAGCUCUCUUGCUUUUUCUUCACCUGCAAUAGUUAUUAAUCUUAUUUAUAAUGGUAGUUUUGUGGUUGUGAUUCACGUUGAUUUUAUUACCUACUUAUUUUAAUAUAUCAUACAUAUUCUUAUAGAAUUAUUUACCAAUUAUUGUAUAUCAUACACAUUCUUAUUGAAUUAUUUACCCAUUAUUGUAUAUCAUAUAUUUACCUAUUAUUGGGUAUCAUAACACAUUCUUUUAGAAUUCUUUCUUGAAUUUGUCUGCUCGACUUGCUUGUUCAAUAUUUAAUAGCUGUCUAAAACUUAAAAAUAAUUUUGUGCAGGAAUAGAAGCCAGGACUUUUAAUCAUUUGUAAUACCUAACAUAUUUACCUAGGAUGAGAUCUCACAAAGCAACCAAAAACAAAAAGUUACCUGGCCCCUGUUUUAAGCUUACAAAAUAUUUUUAUUUAAGGAUUUAAGCCUUUAUAUUUGUAAAAAAUUCUGUGAAUGUAUUAAUGGAAAUAUUAUUUAAUCAAAUUAUUUCUCAAUAUUUUAUUGAACACUGACAUUAUUUAUAUAUAUAUUUUUUGAAUAAAAAAAUCAUUUAACCGCAUA